This is a messenger RNA of Eimeria necatrix, 408 nucleotides long. RefSeq lists its product as hypothetical. The transcript has 5 exons. The record is from RefSeq and is a predicted model, not a curated record. Bases 1 to 408 code for a protein of 135 amino acids. Lineage: Eukaryota; Apicomplexa; Conoidasida; Eucoccidiorida; Eimeriidae.
AUGGCAAAACCCUCUGCGAAAACUGGAGAAAAAGAAAAAGGAGAAGAAAAGGACCUGGGAAAUCCAAAAACCAAUCCAAAAGACCAAAAACUAAUCCAAAAAAACGAAAAAGACUCCAACCAAAAUGUCCUCCAUUUCUUUCUCUCCAGACAAUUCUGGAAAGAUGAAGAAAAUGCUACUAAGACCAUGGAAGAACUCUUCGCAAGAACCAACUUCUACGCAUACUCCGUCUUCAACUACCUCCAGGCAACUAGGAACAACCUGGAGAAAGAGAGUUCAGUAACGGAACUGCUGCAAGAAGUGAUGGAGCAGUUCCAAACUGCAGAAACGUUUGAGGGUUUUGUGGAGUUUGCGGGAGCGAAGAGCCCGGAGUCUGUGGCUCUCGCGACAGCUCCUCAGGACCAGUGA